CAACUCAGGUGUCUAGUGUAGCCUCUAACACAGCCACCCCGUCACCGAUAUCAACUCAGGUGACUAGUGUAGCCUCUAACACAGCCACCCCGUCACCGAUAUCAACUCACAAGGUGACUAGUGUAGCCUCUAACACAGCCACAAUCACGACAGCCAGAGUCACACCCGGGACGAGCAUUGUUACUGCCGUGGGUACUGCUGGAACGGGGGCCACUGGGUCCUCAGGAACCCUCACUCAGACCACCCCGGACACUACAGAAGAAGUCACACAGGUUUCAACUACAACAUCGGAUGGCCCAACCCCAUGGUCAGCAUCGUCCUUUCCUUCCCAUCACCCCUCCACAUCCAGCCGUGUGGGUUCAGGCAGCAGUCUUGCUACCACCACGACCAGCACACAGGGAAGGAUGGUGUCUACAACCACGGCUGAGACUACAACUCCUCCCAAGACCUUUACGUUUGUCAAGUCCCAAAAUGGAGAGAAUUACGAGAGGAAGGACCUGGAGGAGCUGUGUCGACAGCUGAUGUCUCAGAUGCACGACGCUAACUGUACUCUGACUGUGAGAGAGAACAACGGACACACUACCUUUGACAGCGUGGUAAUGACCGGUAAAGUGGACAAUUCUGUCGUGCAGCAAUACUACGAGGAAAUCACCAGAAAACCAAGCGACAACAUGACCCUGAUUGCCAUCUUGGCAUCCUGCGGAGCUCUGCUGGCCAUGAUUGUAGGCUUCGCCAUCUACGCCUCAUACCACCGCAAGUCCUAUCGGAAGAACCUCCAACAACACCUGACGGAGGAGCUGCAGACAGUGGAGGACGGUUACCAUGACAACCCCACAUUGGAGGUGCACCCGGAGAUGCAGGAGAAGAAGGUGGCCCUGUACGGAGAGUUCAACGACAGCUGGAUUGUCCCCAUCGACAGCCUGCUCAAAGAGGACAUGCCAGACGAGGAGGACACUCACUUGUAGAGGAGGAGUGGAACAGACAGGGGUGCUACUAUAAUCCCUCGACCAACUGACUCUCCCUUCCCUGCACCGUUACAAGGGCCCUGUUUAGUAGAGUUCUAGCUCCAAACAUUGCAGGUAGAAAUGUAUUCUAUAGUAGAAUAUAUACACAACUUUAAAUAAUGGUAUUUGAGAAUUGCACAAUUGUGACAGUUCUAUGCAAUGCAUUUCUAUCCGCAACACUUUUAAUGUUCCUCCCCACUGAACCAGACCCAAGGCAACGACAGACACAACCUGACAAAUCUGGAGAAAAUAAACACCCAGAUGACAGGUUCUGGAAACCCAUCCGGCCUAAACGGGUGUCUGAGUCCCAUCGCUGUGGCCAUGGAAAAGUAACAGGCCAUUUAGUGGAUACUACACCAAGCAACAUUGUGUCUAGUUUUAGGAGAUAUUCAAUAUUUGGGAAAUGUAACUCUCAAACAUACACAAUCCCAUUUUAAGAGGCAUUGAGCGUUUAAGGUACUUGAUGUACUGCUACACAGUUAUUGAUUUAAUUGGGAAAACCAAACACUCAAACCACCAAUAUUUCAGGGUGGAGUUUAUGAAGCGGUCUAAACUAAAAUAUGCAUGUUUUUAUGCUGUAAUCAACGUAAUCCCCGAAAGUGCAUUGAAUUGUACACUUGAGCACCUGUACAUAGUAUUUUCUUAUAUUUUCAGAGAAAAUGGAAGCUGAAACUUUGUAAACUGUAACACUGCCUUUAUGGUUAAAUCUCAAUAGUAUUGUUUUAGAGAAAAUGACCUCAGGAUAAAGUGAAAUAAUCAUCCUGGUGAAUGAAUUAAACUACUAGUGAAUCUCAGCCCUGACGACCUGGCAGUGGCUGCUGUAUAGAAGCCAUUUACUGGUUCUACUGAGCACAGUGAACCACACUAAUGAAACAACGGGCUCCAUGGAGACGCUGCUGGGACGGGAGCGUCUACAGAUAUGAAGGGAAAAAAACACUGUAAAUAGUCGUUUGAAAAUUCUAAAGAACUUGACCUAGGACCAGUUUCCUGGACAUAGAUAAAGCCGACCCUUGGACUUAAGAGCCCUUUCAACUAUGCUUUUUAGUUUAGGACUGGGGUUGCUCUGUAUCAGGGAAGCUGGCCCCUAAAGAUACAUCUUUUCUUGUUUGCUGAUGUUGAAGGUUACAUAGGCCUCUGCACAUUUUAUUUGUUGUUUGUUACAUUUCUAUUCAGUUGAUUUGAUGAAAAAGGGUAUUUAAAUAUCCAUGUGGCAAAAUGUAUUCCAAUUCAUGUAUAAUUCACAUGGACACAAUAAUUCCCAAUUAUAUUUAAGCUGUAAAAAUCAACCAACACCAAACAAUCCACCACUUAUUCCUGUGUCAUUUGUCAUUAGUUCUGUACAGUCGCUCACUCGUAUUUUAUUUCUUUUACACAAAAAUAUUUAGCAGUUAUUGUAUGUAUUUAUGGUUUGUUUGCUGAUGAAGCCAAACAACAGGGGGUCUGACACACUGGAAGCUGCGCCUCGUCUUAUCAUGACCAGGGCAGCCAUGUUUUCUUAUACCAAUAAAGAUUUGCCAAUAAAACACACUUCUUUCAAA
This is a messenger RNA of Oncorhynchus nerka (sockeye salmon), 2542 nucleotides long. Its product is annotated as podocalyxin-like. Bases 405 to 965 code for a protein of 186 amino acids. Gene Ontology annotation, cellular component: microvillus membrane; apical plasma membrane. The record is from RefSeq and is a predicted model, not a curated record. NCBI's taxonomy places the organism in Eukaryota, Metazoa, Chordata, Actinopteri, Salmoniformes, Salmonidae. The transcript has 7 exons. Gene Ontology annotation, biological process: positive regulation of cell-cell adhesion mediated by integrin; negative regulation of cell-cell adhesion; cell migration.